This is a messenger RNA of Ostreococcus lucimarinus CCE9901, 1131 nucleotides long. RefSeq lists its product with no specific name. The coding region runs from base 23 to 1063 and encodes 346 amino acids. The transcript has a single exon. Gene Ontology annotation, molecular function: acyltransferase activity, transferring groups other than amino-acyl groups. Lineage: Eukaryota; Viridiplantae; Chlorophyta; Mamiellophyceae; Mamiellales; Bathycoccaceae. The record is from RefSeq and is a predicted model, not a curated record.
GAUCGACCGCGCGACGCGCGCGAUGGCGUCGCGCGCGGUGUCGAUCGACGCGCGCGCGCGCGGCGACGCGAUGGCGUCGCGCGCGACGCGCGGCGCGACGCGGGACGGCGCGCGACGCGCGACGCGCGGAACGCAGACGACGACGACGCGACGACGCGCGAUGACGACGACGCGAUGCGAUGGGCUCGCGCGGACGGGACGCGGCGGCGCGACGAGGGACGCGUCGACGUCGACGAUGAUGGGCGCGGGCGCGGGCGCGCGGGGAGGGGUGGCGCGACGCGCGCUGGCGGAUCGACCGACGCGAGAGGCGGCGGAGGACGAGGACGCGCGCGCGACGGGCGCGAGCCGGGUGAAGUCGAGGGGGGGGGUGGACGUCGUCGUCGCGACGAAUGACUUCGCGUUUGAGAUCGCGGCGAAUCUCAGGGCGACGGCGUUUUACGAUGAUCUCGCGGAGAGGCACGAGAUGCCGUUUCCGCCGCGGUUCACGCCGACGUUUCAUCGGGAGUUCGCGCAGCGCGAACGCAAGGCGCUGCGGGAGCGGACGACGAGACGCGUGGGGCCGGCGCUGGAGUCGCGAUGUUUCAUGGCGGAUUGCGAAGGAUUGGGGUUAGUGGGGUGUUUGGACGUCAGCGUGCGCGAGGGGCCGUGCGCGAGUCAGAUCAACGGCGUGUGCGUGCCGGAGGGGGCGUCGUACGCGUACGUGGACAACGUGGCGGUGGACGCCGCGGCUCGUCGACGAGGGUCGGCGAAGCUCAUGAUGGAGUGCGCGAGCGACUGGGUCGAAGAGCGUGGAAUCACGGAAAUCUGGACGCACGUGCACUGCGAUAACGUGGGCGCGCGAAGAUUGUACCACGCGUACGGUUUCCGGGCGCCCAGCGGCUCGCAUCCGGAACAAGGCUUGCCGAAUUACUUCAACGGCGAGCGAUUGAAGGGCCUAAUCUUAAUGCGAGCCCCUGUGCCGCUGGUGUACGAGGCGCGCGUUGACGCGGUUUGCGGAUGCGGCGCGUGCUUCGCGCGCGUGGACGAGUGCAUCUGCAUCAAACCCGCGGUCGCCGCGCGUUAACGCCGCCUCGAGUCGAGACUACUUAAACUUUGUUGUACUUUUCCUGCCCGCCGUACUAUAUGCGCGCU